This is a messenger RNA of Oryza sativa Japonica Group (Japanese rice), 4072 nucleotides long. RefSeq lists its product as uncharacterized. Gene Ontology annotation, biological process: DNA topological change. Gene Ontology annotation, molecular function: DNA binding; DNA topoisomerase type I (single strand cut, ATP-independent) activity. The record is from RefSeq and is a predicted model, not a curated record. NCBI's taxonomy places the organism in Eukaryota, Viridiplantae, Streptophyta, Magnoliopsida, Poales, Poaceae. Gene Ontology annotation, cellular component: chromosome.
ACCCUAGCUAAAUCACAGCCAUUAGUCGAUUAGCCCAAGCCACCCCCCUCGCCUGAGUGCGUGCGCCCGCGGCCGCGCCUCCGCCUCUCGCUCUCUCCUCCCCUCCCGAUGGCGCUCCAGCUCCGCCGCCUCAUCCCGCACCGCUACGCCGGCCACGCCGCCUCCCUCGCCCUGCCGCCGCCGCCGGGGGCGCCUACGGCCAUGCUUCAAUUUGGUGUAUCUCAGAGAUGUUCUUACAACUUUAUGCCUUAUUCAUUAAGUAAUAAUUCAUCAAGGCAGCUGUCUUCAAUCGGCUCCCGUCUUCCCCUGCAGCUCAAAAGUGGUGCCUUUUUUACUACUGGGCUCAUGGGCAAUCCUAAUUUUGUAAGUCUGAGAGCUGCAUAUAGGCAUGGGAUUUCUUUGAGGGCGAACAAUAUUCGUAAUUCACGGUCCUUUUUGACCCUGCGCAACACAAAGGUAACUUUUCCCAUCAGAAACAAGUGCUUAUUUGGUAAUCCAAAUAUGCGAAAGGAAGAUGGGAGUGUUGCACACAGUAUGUUUCAUAGAUCUGAGAAAAGGAAAAGCACAUUGGCUGCUUGUGGCACCAUCACUGAUGAGGCUUCAACAUCAACUAGCAAACGCAGUAAGAGUGGUACUGGUACUAAAAAGACUACUACCCGGAGGAAAAGUCCAACAAGCAGAAAAAAGGAAGCUAGUGAAGAUAUGAAAGAAGAGAAGGCAUCUACUAAGAAACAGAGGAAAUCUGUUAAAACUAGUACAGCAGCAACAAAGAGCAGGAAAAUUGGGGUCAACCAAGAAGAAAGCAAGUCUGACAUUUCCAAAUCAAAAAAGGCUGCCGAUAGUUCUAAAGAGAAGAAGACAUCAAGCAGGUCGAAGAAAUCUUCAAAAGCGAAGGAAUCUGCUGCUUCUAACGCGACAGCUAAAGCUGAGAUUUGUACGAUGACCUCUGUUAGUGAGCAGAAGCCACUUGUUCCUCUUUACCCUCCCACAGCUAAAUCAGUUCUUGUUGUUGAAUCAGUAACAAAAGCAAAAGUAAUUCAAAAAUACCUCGGGGACAUGUAUGAAGUGUUACCUAGUUAUGGCCAUGUGAGAGAUUUAGCUGGAAGAUCAAAAUCUGUUCGUCCUGAUGAUGACUUCAGUAUGGUGUGGGAGGUUCCUGCUGCUGCCUGGACACAUCUUAAGAGCAUAAGAACGGCGUUAAAAGGGGCAGAAAAUUUGAUUCUUGCGUCUGAUCCUGACCGUGAAGGUGAAGCAAUUGCUUGGCACAUCAAAGAAAUGCUCGAACAGCAAGACGCAUUGGGUUCAAAAGUUACUGUUGCAAGAGUUGUCUUUCAUGAAAUAACAGAGGAUGCUGUUAAAAAGGCUUUAAUAUCUCCAAGAUAUAUUGAUAUGGACCUAGUGAAUGCCUAUCUAGCACGCCGUUCCCUUGAUUAUUUGAUUGGGUUUGGCAUAUCACCACUGUUAUGGAGGAAGCUACCUGGUUGCCAGUCAGCUGGACGAGUCCAAUCUGCGGCAUUGGCUCUUGUGUGUGAUCGAGAGGCUGAAAUAGAACAGUUUGAUCCGCAGGAGUACUGGACUGUUGAUACGGACUUCAAAACCCAACAUUCUGGCCCUUCAAAUGGCCUUAACCUUCAAUCCCGGAUAAAGCAUCUUAAUUCAAAAAAGUUGGAUCAGCUUUCUAUACGCUCUCAAGAAGAAGCACACAAUAUAGAAAAGAGGAUUUAUUCAUCCCAAUUUGAAGUAACAGGAAUUAAGAGAAGUAAAAUUAACAAGAAUCCUCCUAUGCCAUAUAUAACAUCCAGCCUUCAGCAGGACGCAGCAAACAAACUACAUUUUAGUGCUGGGUAUACCAUGAAGGUAGCCCAAAAGCUCUAUGAGGGGAUUAACCUUUCCUCUGAGGAAGCAACUGGGUUAAUUACAUACAUCCGAACAGAUGGUUUUCAUAUAUCUGAUGGAGCUGCAGAAGAUAUUCUUUCAUUAGUGAAGCAAAGGUAUGGUGAGGAAUAUGCUUCAGAGGGCAUUAGAAAAUACUUCAAGAAGGUGAAAAAUGCUCAAGAAGCGCAUGAAGCCAUAAGGCCGACCAGCAUAAGGAGGUUGCCAUCAUCUUUGGUCGGAGCACUUGAUGAUGAUUCUUUGAAACUGUAUACUCUAAUAUGGAAAAGAACUAUGGCUUGCCAGAUGGAAGCUUCUAGAACUGAUAUGAUUCAAGUUGAUAUUGGUAAUUCUGAAGGAGACAUGAUUUUUCAUUCAUCUGCAUCAAGGCUUGACUUCAAGGGAUACCAAGCUGUAUAUGAUGACACUGAAGCAAGUCCUUCCAGUUACAAUUCUGAGGUUGAUGCUGUUCACCAGGAUAACUUUGAGGCCUUGUCCAAAUUAGAGGUUAAGGACUUGGUGUCUCCAGUUAACGUUCAUCUUUCACAGCACUUUACUAAACCUCCAUCACGUUAUUCUGAGAGUGCAUUGAUUAAAAAGCUAGAAGAACUUGGAAUUGGAAGGCCAUCCACAUAUGCAUCUAUAAUGAAAGUAUUGCAGGAUCGUAAAUAUGUGACAAUAAAAAGUCGGGUUCUACACCCUGAAUUUCGUGGUCGGAUGGUCUCGGCGUUUCUUAUGCAUCAUUUCUCUGAAGUUGCAGAUCUCAGCUUUACUGCUAACAUGGAGACUGAGCUAGAUAAUGUCUCUGCUGGAUCAACUGAAUGGAAGGGCCUUCUGAAAGACUUUUGGGAACGAUUCAAUAAAUAUUGCGGCGAUGCUAGUCGCCUUGACGUCAGAAAGGUAGAAAGAAUGCUUGAAGAAAAAUUCGGUUCCAUCCUCUUUUCUGACCUAGACAAUGAUAGUAGGAUAUGCCCUAGUUGUUCUGAAGGAACCCUAAGAUUCAAAGUUAGUAGGUAUGGUGAGGGCUAUUUCAUAGGCUGUGAUCGACAUCCGAAAUGCAAGUACAUUGCUCGCACGUUAUCAGACGAUGACGAUGAAACUGAAGCAUCUGAUGAAACUCAAAGGACUUUCACACCUAGGUUACUUGGAGCGCUACCUGAUUCUGAUGAAAAGGUGUUUUUGAAACAAGGUCCUUAUGGCCACUACGUCCAGGUUGGAGAGGAUAGAAAGGGAGUAUCACCGAAAAGAGCUCCUCUUUCUGAGGUGAAAGAUAUUGACUCUAUCACUCUGAAAGAUGCAAUCGAGCUAUUGCAGUAUCCCAAAAUUCUGGGAAAACACCCUGAUGAUGAUCUUCCUGUACUUAUCACACAUUCUAAAGCUGGAUUUAGUAUCAGACACAGGAGAACUCUUGCUUCCUUGCCAAAGGGUCAAUUUGAGAAUUUCUUGAAAAUUGUAUAUGACAGAGUGCUGACCCAAAGAAGAUUACCCUCGAGCGUGCACUGAAGCUCUUGACUGGUAAAAACGUGAGAAUGUUUGGUCGUCCUAAGGGAAAAACGAAGAAAGAGGCAGAACCCCUUGAAUGGCAUUAACUGAGCACCUGUUCCCAAAACCAAACUACAACUUGCACACUGCGGGCAAACAGUAAGAGCAUUUGCCUUUAUAUCCAUCUACAACAAAAUUCAUCAUGGAUCAGGAUCAAGCUUGAUGAGAAGUUGAUGUUUGUUCUGUGCGCAAAAUUGCCAAUCCAUACAUGGCCAGCAAUUGUUUCUGAUCAGAGCCGAGGAUCCGGGGUGUGACAACGCAGCUCGUCGACAGGUGCAGGAAACCUUUUUGUAUGCAUCAUCUGUCUUGGUACAGCCACUGGAAUCUCCAUUUUGAGCAAGAGGUGGCAUCUUGCUGCCAUGAUCACGGUCACGGCUCCCAUCAAUUUUCAUUUUUGAUUCUUUUAUUAAAUAUUUUCUGCAGUUGUAUAGAGCACAAAAAAACUUGCCAGAUCAUACACCCAUAGCUUUUUUUUUUCUUUCAGUGGCAAGUGAACUCAAGCUGCAUGCUAAUGUCGUUACAAAGCAGUAUGUGUUAACCACAAAUUUUGCUUGUUCGCAAAUGUAUACCUUACUCUGUAGCCAGGGGGCAUAGUAGCAAGUAACUAAAAAAAAGAAUAAUUGGUUUUCUUCGAGUUAUAGUAUCAUCUGUUUAUUUA